CUUAUGCUCGGCAAAGAAGUUACUUGUCCGUUCUCCUAAUUCUUCCCCCGAAACAGGAAGCACGCGUGUUUGGGUCCAUGUGAUGUGUGGUCAUUUGUGUGUUCAGGGAUUGAAGAUAUUGGGACUUUCCUGUGACAUGGUGGUCUGUAUACAGUGAUUGGGCUCACACUUCUUCCCUUCUCACUCUGUACAUCAGCUGGGGGCCACCGAGUGACCACUGAGCAGGUGUUGCAGCAUGCUUCUGAUAGAAGAGAAAUAUCGGACAGUUGCUGAAAUCUUGUUCUCCUCGGGGACCUGUCCAAGAUGUGUCCUUCGAUUAUGCUGUGUGGGCUUCCCAACUCCUUACCGUCUUCCAUACAAGGAUCUGAUGGAAGAGCUGCGGAAGUUCUUGACUCCCGGAGAUGAAGGUGAAGCUGACGGUGACAAGGCUCCACCAAAUAAGAAAGCUAGACUAGAUGACUCUGAUGGGUGUCCUGCUGAAGAAGCGCAGAGCGCAGAGACCUCUGGGGCUCCGAAAACCUGUAAUUUGUGUUUGGGGAUUCUGCAACACCUCAGUGAUGCCGAGUUUGUCAAGAAGACCUUUCAUAAAGUCCAGUCUGCGGGAUAUGAGUUCAAAGACUUUGUUUUCUCAGUGUCUUUGCCAGCACAGCUCUUGGUGAGAGAGCAUUGUGCGUGGCUGCAAGCACAACAGGAAAUGAGGAAGUAUGACCGUGUCUUGGACAAAGGGGACAUAAUCCAGCUAAAGGAGGCUUAUAAGUGGAUAAUCCACCCCUUGAUUUCGGAUGAACUGGGGGUUCAAGCUGUGGGCAAGAGUGCCUUUGAAGUCGGGGUGGUGUUUUGUCACCAAGAAACUGACGAGGACUGCAACUUCCUAGCCACCGUGUGCAAGGACUGUUUCAAGCCUGCUAAGAAUAAACACUCUAUCUUUACCAGAAUGGCCGUUGUGAAAGCUCUAGAGAAGAUAAAAGAAAAUGAUUUCUCGAGGCAUUUACCAUGGCCACCAUCUUCUCCAAAGACAACCUGUGAAGUUGUGGACAUGCAGUGUAAUCAUGCUUCAGUUUUUGUGGCAGGAAGAUACAAUAAGUUCUCCCGGAAUUUACCACAGACCCCUUGGGUUAUUGAUGGAGAGAGGAAGAUGGAGUCUUCAGUAGAGGAGCUGAUAACAGACCGGCUUAUGGAAGUUUUUAAAGCUGACAGCUUCAAUUUUUCAUCUUCUGGAAGGGAAGAUGUGGACGUCAGGACCCUUGGUCGAGGAAGACCCUUUGCAGUUGAAAUUUUAAAUCCUCAUAAAGUCCAGUUUAACAAACAAGACAUGAAGGAUCUUCAGGAGAAAAUAAAUAAUUCCGACAAAAUCAAAGUCCGAGACUUGCAGAUAGUCACCAGGGAGGCAGUUGCUCAUAUGAAGGAAGGGGAGGAAGAGAAGACAAAAUGCUACAGCGCUCUUAUAUGGACAGAAAAAAACAUCAAAAAAGAAGAUCUUGACCUCCUAGAUAAUGUUAAGGAGUUGAAGCUUGUACAGAAGACUCCUCUUCGUGUUCUUCACCGGCGGCCAUUGGCUUCAAGAAUACGAUUGGUUCAUACCAUGAAUACGGAAUAUGUUGAUGAGCACCAUUUUCGGCUAUAUUUAAAGACACAGGCAGGAACCUAUAUAAAGGAAUUCGUACAUAGUGACUUUGGGAGAACAGUUCCAAAUAUCGGGUCACUAAUGAAGACUACUGCUGAUAUCUCGGAGCUGGAUGUGGAGUCUGUGGACGUGGACUGGCCUCCUGCUUUGGAUGACUGAAUACUCUGUUCAAUGGAUGAUUGCCCUGAAGACCAAUCUUGCCGACCGGCAGGACACUGCAGUAUUAUUUGGAUCAUGUUGAUCUGUUUUUAUUCUCACAAUUACUAGUAUUCAAAUUAUUUUAUGUUCUUAGCCUGUGAUAAUCAUGAACAAGGAAAUAAAGAAUGUUACUGCAGUGGAAAA
Messenger RNA from Rana temporaria (common frog), 1966 nucleotides. RefSeq names its product pseudouridine synthase 10 (gene PUS10). Bases 236 to 1783 code for a protein of 515 amino acids. NCBI's taxonomy places the organism in Eukaryota, Metazoa, Chordata, Amphibia, Anura, Ranidae. The transcript is spliced from 18 exons. Gene Ontology annotation, biological process: tRNA pseudouridine synthesis. The record is from RefSeq and is a predicted model, not a curated record. Gene Ontology annotation, molecular function: RNA binding; pseudouridine synthase activity.